AUGCAGCAAUCAUUCACUACGUUCCUCGCCUUUUUCUUGGCUUCGGGCGCCCUGGCUGUACCUGCUGGUAGCCUGAACACUCGCCAGACCUCUCCUGACGGAUCCUGUGGUGGCACCACUGGCUUUGUUUGCGCCACCGGCUUCUGCUGCUCCCAGUUUGGUUUCUGCGGUCAAGGUGCCUCCAGCAGUGGCAGCGGUGGCUCUGGUACUGGUACUGGCAGCGGCAGCAGCGGCAGCGGUGGUGGCAGCGGUGCCAUCACCUGUACCUCUAAGCAGUUCUUCACCGGUGAUGGUUCGACUGCUGCUGGCUGGCCUGCUGAGAGCGCUUGGGCCAGCUUCGAUAACAUCUGGAAUGCCAACGUUAACAACAUCAACAACGCCUGCCAGAACAACGAAUGGGGCGUACCUAAUAACUCUGCUCAGGAGACUUCCGAUCUUCAAGCUGCUAUCCUCAGCGUUGCAUCCGCUUCUGGCGUCGAUUCGCGUUAUAUAUUAGCAACUGUAAUCCAGGAGAGCAAGGGAUGUGUCCGUGUCCCGACUACGCAAGGAUUCUUCUCCAACCCCGGUCUGAUGCAGGACGCCGACGGCUCACAUACCUGCUGGAUCUCGCAAAACAACGGCGUCGUCCCCUGCCCCAACGACGAGAUUGUCGGCAUGAUCCAGGACGGUACUCAGGGAACUGUCGCUGGUGGUGGCGAUGGCCUCCAGCAGCUUCUGGCCAGUCUGUCAACUACUGGUGCCCAGCAGGUCUACCAGGCUGCCCGACUCUAUAAUUCUGGCAGCAUCCCAUCCGAUGGAAACUUAAGCGAGGGUGGUGCUACCUCCUCAUACUCCUCAGAUAUUGCUAACCGUUUAACUGGCUGUGUUUUUUAA
Molecule: messenger RNA, 873 nt
Organism: Trichoderma harzianum CBS 226.95
Lineage: Eukaryota; Fungi; Ascomycota; Sordariomycetes; Hypocreales; Hypocreaceae
Exons: 2
Coding region: 1-873 (290 amino acids)
Source: RefSeq, a predicted model, not a curated record